AUGGAUGGCUCUCUGGUUGCGUCCUCCGGCAACAAUUCAGUCGUAUCUCCAUCCGCAUCGACUACCUCUUUACUUCCGCCCCUGAAUCCCACUUUACUUGUUGACUAUCUAACAGAAGUCCUCUCUGUUACAGUCGGCGCUACCAGACGAGAGUUGGAAGCUCCCGGGAGUCUUCUCUCAGAUAGUCGCUAUUCCGAGACUUUGCAGAAAUGCUCAAGGUUCGCUGCAGAGCCAAUUGUGGCGUUAUAUGCCUCGAAGGACCUCGUGGAGAUUGAAGAAUCUCCAAACGAUGCCAUCUCUGUUUCCGGAACCAUCUCACAAUCAUACACGUACUCCAUUGCGUCAGAGUUAUCGUCCUUACCAUCCACGGUUGCAUCUGUUGCCAUUAUCAAGCGACCUCAGCCUCUGGAUUCCUCUAUUCCUCUCCAUGCCCAAAUACAAAUUAUGAACCUUCCCGGGACGGUAGCGUUGAAUAGUAGUGCUCAAGGUUCGGUAUCACCGUUCGAGAUAUUGCAUUCUGUUGUGCAUUCGGCUUUGGGACCUUACUUCGAUGCCUAUACCAAAGGCCAAGAAACUCAGUCUAACGGGCGGAUCAACCGUUUUGCUGACGGUGAUGCCAAGACUGGUAUUCCUGUUACGAAGAAAAAGCUUGCCGAGUUAGAGCUCUCUCUUCUACAUUUGCAGCAGAAUAUCGAAAUACCGGAGCUGUUAUUGAACCUCCACAGUGUAGUGCAGUUGGCUGUGGAUGAGGCUUCGCUUAGGAAUACGCGACCUUCGUUGGACCUUAUACCCGCAAAUUUAUUGCAAGAUAGCACAUUCCUCAAUGGCCUUCAGUCCAUUGUAAAUGCUUGGAUUAAGUCAAUCCAGUCGAUAACUAGAAUGUCCCGAGACACCGAGAGUGGGACUGCUACCCAAGAGAUUAAUUUUUGGCUAUCAAUGGAGAGUGCUUUGGAGGGCAUAGAGGAGCAACUUAGGAGCGAUGGAGUACAGCUUACCCUGGAAAUAUUGAAGCAUGCGAAGCGAUUCCAUGCGACUGUCAGCUUUAUCGCAGACACUGGGUUGAAGGAGGCUACGGACAAGGUGCAAAAAUACAAUCAACUUAUGCGCGAUUUUCCACUCGAUGAACUACUGUCUGCAACAAGCCUUGCGAAAGUUCAGGAUGCAAUUGUCGGAAUUUUUGUUCAUCUCAACAAGAAAUUACGGAUAUGUCCUUACCCCAUUCGGAGGGCACUUCCACUUGUGGAGGCCAUUUCUGCAGAUCUGGACUCCCAAAUCCAUACACUACUUAGUGGGCGUCGGUUGAUGCAUUUGGAAUAUAACGACUUUGAGUCGUUGAUGAAUGUUGCCGAAGGGAUCUUUAGAACUUGGGACGAUAACAUUAAAGAGUUUACUAAUGUUGCUCGAGAGGUAACGAGGAAGCGAUCCGAGAAAUUCAUCCCGAUAAAGAUAGCAGCCGGACACCUUAAAACCCAAGAGAGGCUGGCUUAUGUCAAAGGCUUCCGACAUGGCCAUGAGCAGGAGGGGGGAGCUGUGUCGGGAGACAUUGGUGAUGUUGACGCCGUCGAGGAGGUUUCCCAGGCAUAUGCUGUUCUAAAGGAUGUAGACGUUUUGGAUGUGUCGCCCGAAGGUACGGAGAUUUGGAUCACGGCGGAGAAUGCAUACAAUGAACGAACUUCCCGUGUGGAGAAUUCCAUCAUUGCCCGAUUGAGGGAUAGGCUGGCUACCGCAAAGACUGCGAAUGAGAUGUUUCGGGUGUUCUCAAAAUUCAAUGCCCUCUUUGUGCGACCAAAGAUUCGGGGUGCUAUUCAGGAGUAUCAGACGCAACUUAUCGACAGCGUUAAACUUGAUAUUGCAGCUCUCCACGAGCGAUUCAAGCAGCAAUAUGGGCAUUCCGAGGCACAUGCUAUGGCCCAAUUGCAUGACCUACCUCCAAUUUCGGGCGCAAUUAUUUGGGCCAGGCAGAUCGAGAGGCAACUAAACGCUUAUAUGAAGAGGGUUGAGGACGUUCUGGGGCAUGGCUGGGAGCUUUAUCACGAAGGGCACAAGCUGCAAGGGGAAAGCGUCACUUUUAGAAAGAAAUUGGAUACACGCCCGAUCUUUGACACCUGGUCAAGAGAUGUGCAAAAGCGCAACAUAUCCAUCUCGGGAAGAUUGUUCAGUAUCACAAGAAAUAGGGCUGCCGGUAACUCUUUGGAGCUAGUGGUCAAUUUCGAUCCUCAGGUCAUUGCGCUGUUCAAGGAGGUCCGGAAUCUUUUAUGGCUUAACUUUCAAGUUCCCCACACAAUCAUUAAUAUUUCCAAGGAGGCAAAACGUGUUUAUCCUUACGCAGUUAGUUUGAUGGAAACUGUUCGAACUUUUGCUCAAAUUAAUAGAACAAUAUCCGAGAUGUCCGAUGUUUCGAUCCUGCUUAGUGGUUAUCAAAACGACGUGCACAGCUUGAUAGGCAAGGGCACCCCCCUGAAAUGGGAGUCUUUUAGCAAACAUGUGCAAUUCGUCCGAGACUUCGCAGCUGCCGUCUCUAUUCUCCAAAUCAAGACUGGGACACUGGCUAGCAUUCACGAGACAUCACAAAAGGCCAUGGCGGAACUUUGCUCUUGUCCUUAUGAUGUUGACGCCUUCCAACACAAGCUCGAAGUCAUUCAAACCGCCGUUGAUCAACUCAACCUGGAGAAUUAUGUCAAUUUACCACACUGGGUUGGGGAGUUGAAUAGUAAGAUUGAAAUGAUUCUACUUAGCCGGCUCGAGGAGGCAGUUGUGCGAUGGAUUGAGGUGUUUAAGGAUGCAAAGGGCGAUGAGGGAGCUGAUGGCGAUAGUCAGCGUAAGCGGAUAAGUAGGAGUGAGGAGGUUGAUGUCGAUGGAACUUCAAAGGGCAGGGAUACUUAUGACCCUCGCAUGAGGAGACUUGUGCAUGAGAUCGCCCUUACGAUAAUCCCUCUGACAACAAUAUACCCGAUCCGGCGCAGAUUGGGCCUCGAGACAGGGGACUCUGAAAUGCUGUUUUCCGAUCUGGUAGGUUUUAGAUACUCUUGGGAAUCCUCUUUUUCCUUUAUUGACUGUGCACAGCCUGCGAGUUGUGCGCCUACGCUUUCUGACGCAUACGAAGCAAUAGAACAAAAAUUGGCGGCAGUUGGGACUUAUGUCGAAAAAUGGCUUAGAUUCCAAUCCUUGUGGGAUUUGCAGUCGGAACAAGUCUACGAUAUCCUUGGAGAUAAUCUUGAACGAUGGCUUCAAUUGUUGACAGAAAUUCGAAAAACCCGAUCCACAUUCGACACCUCAGAUGUUAGUCAGUCAUUCGGUAACCUUUCCGUAGAUUACGAGCAAGUUCAGACGAAGGUCAACGCGAAAUACGAUCAAUGGCAGCACGAUAUCCUUGUCAAGUUUGCCAAUAAACUUGGGAAUCGUAUGAGGGAAGCUCACGCAGAAAUUGGGAAAGCCCGACGUGACUUAGAGGGUCAAUCUCUUGAGGCUUCAUCUACGGCGCAGGCCGUAUCUUUUAUCACUAUUGUGCAACAAUGCAAGCGCAAGGUUAAGUCUUGGGCACCGGAAGUUGAGCUUUUCCGAAAGGGAGAAACUACCCUCUCUCGGCAGAGAUACCAGUUCCAGCAAGACUGGCUAUUUGUUGACCAGAUUGACGGAGAAUGGGCCGCUCUGAAUGAAAUAUUGGCCCGUAAGAGCAAAAUUGUGCAGGAUCAAACUGACGCCCUUCGAGCAAAGAUUGUGGCAGAGGAUACCGUUGUUACAGACAAGAUUAAAAAUAUCGUUGGAGAGUGGAAUGACCAAAAGCCUGUUUCGGGUACCAUAGCUCCGGAGGAGGCAUCGCAAACUUUGAGCGGCUUCGAGACAAGAUUGACCCAACUCAAGUCCGAAUCUGAGAUGGUUUCGAAAGCUAAAGAAGCUUUGGAUAUCCCUGCGGGCCCGGAGAAUAUCCUGGUUUCAAUCCUCGAGGAAGUCCAGGAUUUCAAAUCCGUUUGGUCUGCUCUUUCCACAAUUUGGAAGAGUCUGAACGAUCUGCGCGAUACUCCUUGGUCCUCUGUUAUUACUAGAAAGAUUCGUCAAGGACUCGAGGGUUUGAUUAACGUGACCAAGGAGAUGCCUAGCCGGAUGCGACAAUAUGCCGCUUUUGAGCACAUUCAAAAUGUGCUUCGCCAAUUAGUCAAAGUUAACCCACUUUUGUCGGAGAUGAAAUCGGAGGCAGUUAGGGAGAGACAUUGGGGUAAGAUAUUUAAGGCAUUAAAGCCAGGACAUCGACUAUUUUUGUCCACCCUCAACCUAGGCACAGUUUGGGAUCUCAAUCUGGUUGCCAGUGAGCCCGUGAUUCGUGACAUUAUUGCUCAGGCACAAGGAGAAAUGGCCCUGGAGGAAUUUUUGAAGCAGGUUCGGGAAACGUGGUCUAAUUAUGUGCUCGAUCUCGUCAGUUAUCAGAAUAAAUGUCGUUUGAUACGUGGUUGGGAUGAUCUUUUUGCUAAAUGUAGCGAAAAUCUUAAUUCGCUCCAAGCGAUGAGGCAUUCCCCAUAUUACAAGGAGUUUGAAGAUGAGGCGUCCUCAUGGGAAGACAAACUGAACAGAGUUCAUGUCUUAUUCGACAUCUGGAUUGAUGUACAGCGCCAAUGGGUUUAUCUCGAAGGCGUCUUCACCGGGAACGCUGACAUCAAGCACCUUUUACCUAUCGAAUCUUCCCGUUUCCAAAACAUAAAUUCCGAGUUUUUCACCGUUAUGAAAAAGGUCUACAAGUCGCCUUACAUUCUCGACGUUCUGAACAUCUCUGGUGCCCAGAAGUCCCUGGAGCGUCUGGCAGAACUCCUCAAUAAGAUUCAGAAGGCGCUUGGCGAAUACUUGGAGCGUGAGAGGGUUUCAUUCCCUCGGUUUUAUUUUGUCGGUGACGAGGAUCUUCUUGAGAUCAUUGGAAACAGUAACGAUACCUAUCGUAUCCAGAAACAUUUCAAGAAGAUGUUUGCAGGGCUUUCCGGUUUGACACUCAAUGACGACGAUUCCACCAUCUUGGGGUUCACAUCGAAGGAGGGCGAGGAAGUGAGAUUGAAGAAAGAAAUCUCCCUGAUCAAGACACCAAAGAUCAAUGACUGGCUAACCGCUCUCGAAACCAACAUGAAACUUACCCUGGCCGAACUUUUGGCAGAGGCUGUGCGGGAUUUCGGGGAUAUUUUCGCCACGAAAGAUCUAAACAAGGAAAAACUCUCCGAAUAUAUUGCGCAAUACCCGGCACAGAUACUAGUCCUUGCAACCCAAGUAGUUUGGACAACAGUGGUGGAUAAGGCUUUGGCUGGAGGCGGUGCAGGCCUACAGGACUUAUAUGGGCAGGAGGUUAAGGUGCUCGCACUACUUGCGGCAACGGUUUUGGGGGAUCUCGGGCCUAUCGAGAGAAAAAAAUGCGAACAUUUAAUCACUGAAUUUGUUCAUCAACGCGACGUUAUAUUUAGACUUGUUAAUUCCGGAGCAAAUUCAACAGAAGAUUACACAUGGCUGCUCCAAAUGAGAUAUCAUUACCAAGAUGAAGGAGAGUAUCUGAGUAGACUAAAGAUCAGAAUGGCAAAUGCUGAGCUGGAAUACGGAUUCGAGUAUCUUGGUGUGGCUGAGCGUCUUGUGCGCACACCGCUGACUGAUAGGUGCUUCUUGACAUUGACCCAAGCCUUGUGCCAAAGGCUCGGAGGAUCUCCGUACGGCCCAGCAGGAACUGGCAAAACUGAAUCGGUCAAGGCACUCGGUGUUCAACUUGGUCGGUUCACCUUGGUAUUUUGUUGUGAUGACACCUUCGAUUUCCAGGCGAUGGGGAGGAUCUUCUUGGGGAUCUGUCAGGUCGGAGCAUGGGGCUGUUUCGACGAGUUUAACCGUCUGGAGGAGAGAAUAUUGUCCGCUGUGUCGCAACAAAUAGAAUUGGUUGGCAGACAGCUCAAGGUGCAUCAAAAUACAGGCAUCUUUAUCACCAUGAAUCCUGGUUAUGCAGGCCGCUCGAAUUUGCCGGACAAUCUUAAGAAACUCUUCCGAAGUGUUGCCAUGUCGAAGCCUGAUAAAGAGCUUAUUGCCGAAGUUAUGCUUUACUCGCAAGGAUUUAACCAGGCGAAGCAGCUUUCCAAGCAGACAGUACCAUUUUUCGACCGUUGUGCUUCACGACUUUCAAAACAGGCGCAUUAUGAUUUUGGGUUGCGCGCACUGAAGAGUGUGCUCGUUAGCUCUGGAGGAUUAAAGAGAGCGAGGCUGGUAAACGACGGCGUUGAUUUAGACGGGGAAAAGAUAUCGGGCUCCGACUGGGAGGCACAGAUUAUUGUGCAGAGUCUGAGAGAAACUAUAGCCCCGAAAUUGAUUCGGAGCGAUGUAGAGAUUAUGAGGGAAAUUGAAGAAGAGUCGUUCCCGGGAAUCCAGUACGUGCCCGGAAAUCUAGGUAAACUGGAGGAAGUAAUAAGAAAGAUUGCCACCGAACAAAAUCUUGUUUUGACAGAUACCUGGAUGACCAAGGUUUUGCAGCUAUACCAAAUUCAAACUAUUCACCAUGGUGUGAUGAUGGUUGGAAACUCUGGUUCGGGAAAAUCUGGUGCCUGGAAAGUGUUACUUCAGGCUUUGCAGCAAGUUGAGAGCCAAGAAGGCGUUUAUCACAUAAUUGACUCGAAGGUUAUGUCGAAGGAGGCUUUAUACGGAAGUCUCGAUUCGACAACGAGAGAAUGGACCGAUGGACUUUUUACUAGUAUUUUGAGGAAAAUCGUCGACAAUCUACGUGGUGAAGAUUCAAAGAGGCAUUGGAUUGUUUUUGAUGGUGAUGUUGAUCCGGAGUGGGUUGAGAACUUGAACAGUGUUUUAGAUGAUAACAAGCUACUCACCUUGCCAAACGGAGAACGUCUUAACCUCCCCCCGAACGUUCGCAUCAUGUUUGAGGUUGAGACAUUGAAAUAUGCUACCUUAGCCACAGUCAGCCGAUGUGGUAUGGUUUGGUUCAGUGAAGAUACAGAUAAUACUAUCAGCUCUGGGCAGCAUAUCAUGGAAUUUACAGAAAAAUUACUUUUGGCGUUGGUCUGGAGCUUUACGGGAGACUGUCCUUUGAUAGACCGACAAUGCUUUGGGCACUAUGUGUGCGGCUUAGCGACAAUUGAGCUUCCGCCUUUGACCGGAGGAGGCGCUAUUAUUGACUUCGAUGUUUCUCUACCCAAAGCAGAAUGGACACCAUGGCAAGACCAAGUACCUUCGAUUGAAAUCAAUACUCACUCUGUCACCCAGACCGAUCUCGUCAUCCCCACUCUGGACACCGUUCGACACGAAGACGUCUUAUACUCGUGGCUGGCAGAACACAAACCACUACUCUUGUGUGGGCCUCCAGGUUCCGGUAAAACCAUGACAUUGUUUAGCGCUCUAAGAAAGCUUCCAAACAUGGAAGUCGUUGGGUUAAAUUUUUCCAGCGCUACCACACCAGACCUUCUCAUCAAGACAUUUGAGCAAUAUUGCGAGUAUAAGAAGACGCUGAACGGAGUGAUGCUCUCCCCUACCCAAAUCGGGCGCUGGCUAGUGCUAUUCUGUGACGAGAUUAACUUGCCAGCACCAGACAAGUACGGGACACAGCGCGCUAUAUCAUUCCUAAGACAAUUGGUAGAACAAAACGGUUUCUGGAGGACCUCCGACAAAACUUGGGUCACCUUAGACCGCAUCCAGUUCGUAGGAGCGUGUAAUCCCCCCACCGACGCUGGCCGUACACCCAUGGGAGCUCGUUUCCUUCGGCACGCACCACUCAUCAUGGUCGAUUAUCCUGGUGAGCUGUCGUUGACACAAAUUUAUGGAACCUUUAAUAGUGCUGUCUUGAAGAUUAUUCCCACCCUUCGGGGAUACUCGGGGCCCCUUACGAAAGCGAUGGUUCAAUUCUACUUAGAGUCACAACAGAGAUUUACCCCGAAGAUUCAACCGCACUAUGUUUACUCCCCCAGAGAGCUUACGAGAUGGGUUAGGGGUUUGUACGAGGCCUUGAGGCCAUUGGAAACUCUCUCAGUUGAAGGGCUGGUCAGGAUAUGGGCUCAUGAAGCACUGCGGUUGUUCGAAGAUCGUCUCGUCGGAGAAGAUGAGAGACAAUGGACCGCAGGUGCGACCAAGAGAAUUGCCCUUCAGCAUUUCCCUGGCAUUGACGAAAGGAAGGCGCUGGGUGGGCCAAUACUGUUUUCGAAUUGGUUAUCCAAGAACUACGUUCCUGUGGAGAGAGAACAAUUAAGAGAUUUCGCGAAGGCACGUCUAAAGACUUUCUGUGAGGAGGAAGUGGAUGUGCCGUUGAUCCUCUUCAACGAUGUACUUGAACAUGUAUUGCGCAUUGACAGGGUCUUCAGACAACCACAGGGGCAUUUGAUUCUUAUCGGUGUCAGUGGAAGUGGAAAGACUACUUUAUCUCGAUUUGUGGCCUGGAUGAAUGGGCUCAAAGUCUUCCAGAUUAAAGUUCAUGGCAAAUAUUCCGCAGAAGACUUCGACGAGGAUCUUCGGGAUGUUCUCCGGCGGUGCGGCUGCAAAGGGGAGAAAAUAUGUUUUAUCAUGGAUGAGUCUAACGUCCUCGAUUCUGGUUUCCUGGAACGCAUGAAUACCUUGCUAGCAAAUGCGGAGGUUCCCGGCCUUUUCGAGGGAGACGAAUUCGCAACUUUGAUGACUGCCUGUAAGGAAGGUGCUCAGCGACAAGGAUUACUUCUAGAUUCUCAAGAGGAGUUGUACAAAUGGUUCACUCAACAGAUCGUCAAGAAUCUGCAUGUCGUCUUCACCAUGAAUCCCCCAGAGGACGGUCUAUCAUCUAAGGCAGCAACAUCCCCAGCAUUAUUCAAUCGUUGCGUUCUUAACUGGUUUGGAGAUUGGUCGGACCAGGCUUUCUUCCAAGUUGGGAUGGAAUUAACACAAUCUCUUGAUCUCGACAGAGCAACCUACAGGGCGCCCGAUAGUAUUCCGGUGGCCUAUAGAGAACUUUCACUGCCGCCUUCCCAUCGCGAGGCAGUUGUCAAUGCGAUGGUUUAUAUCCAUUACUCGCUUCACCGCUUCAACGCCAAACUCCAGAAGCAACAAAACAGGACAACAUAUCUAACACCCCGACAUUUCCUUGACUUCGUUGCUCAGUAUGUUAAACUUUAUAACGAGAAACGCGAGGAUCUUGAGGAGCAACAGCGACACUUGAAUGUUGGAUUGGAGAAAUUAAAGGAUACGGUCGACAAGGUGCGGGAGCUCCGAACAAGCUUGGCCGAAAAACAAGGACAACUCGAGAGAAAGAGCGCCGAGGCGAACGAAAAACUCCGAAGAAUGGUCGCCGAUCAGCAGGAAACCGAACAAAAACGAGCUGCCUCUCUACAAGUUCAAGCAGAGUUGGAAGUCCAGGAGAAGGUAGUUGCCCAGCGAAGGGAAGUUGUGUUGAGUGAUCUUGCAAAGGCCGAGCCAGCUGUCAUUGAAGCCCAAAGGAGUGUCGGAAAUAUUAAGAAAACCCACUUGAACGAAGUCAGGGUCAUGGGGAAGCCUCCACUUGCUGUUCGACUCGCUAUGGAGUCUGUUUGCACGUUGUUGGGUCAUAAGGUGGAUGCAUGGUCAACAGUACAAUCUAUCGUGGGACGUUCAGAUUUCGUCUCGAGCAUCAUCAACUUUGACAACGAGAAGCAGAUGACCAAGAGUCUUCGACUUAAGAUGCAAAAGGAUUACCUGUCUUCGCCGAGUUAUAACCCAGAAGCGAUGAAUAGGGCAAGCAAAGCAUGUGCGCCAUUAGCUCAAUGGGUAGAAGCACAGGUCAACUACGCCGAGAUUCUUGAUCGGGUAGGGCCUUUGAGGGACGAGGUUGAUCAGUUGGAAGAGCAAGCCAAACAGACAAAAGCACAAGCACAGGCAAUGCAAGAUACGAUCCAAGAGCUUGAGCGGAGCAUUGCUCGAUACAAAGACGAAUAUGCAGCCCUUAUUAGCGAAACUCAGGCUCUCAAAACUGAGAUGUCUCGUGUCCAGUCAAAAGUUGACCGCAGUGUUAAGCUUUUGGAUAGUUUGUCUUCUGAGAAAACUCGUUGGGAGUAUGGCAGCAAGUCCUUUGAAACACAAAUAGGGACGUUGAUUGGAGACGUUAUUGUGUCUGCGGCAUUCCUAGCAUAUGGUGGGCUCUAUGAUCAACAGUAUCGCAAAUCGAUGGCAGACGACUGGCUCAACCAUCUCUCGUUAUCCGGUAUUCAGUAUAAGGAACAUAAUCCUGUUACAGAAUAUUUAUCAACUGCCGACGAGAGACUUGUGUGGCAAGAGAACGGGUUGCCAGUGGAUGACCUUUGCACCGAGAAUGCGAUUGUCCUCAAGAGAUUCAACCGUUAUCCUCUCAUUAUCGACCCUUCUGGCCGAGUCACAGACUUCCUGGCAAACGAGAGCAAAGAGCGGCGUCUUACCAUCACAAGUUUCCUGGACGACUCAUUUACCAAGCAGUUAGAGAGCUCACUCCGUUUCGGAAAUCCUAUUCUUAUCCAGGACGCGGAGCAUUUAGACCCCAUUCUCAAUCACGUCUUGAACAAGGAAUACCAGAAAACCGGAGGUCGGGUAUUGAUUCAGCUCGGAAAACAGGAAAUCGAUUUCUCGCCUGCUUUCAAGUUAUAUUUGUCCACUCGUGAUCCGUCGGCAUCCUUCGCCCCCGAUAUCUGCAGUCGUACUACCUUUGUCAAUUUUACUGUUACCCAGAGUAGCUUACAGACCCAGUCUUUGAACCAGGCACUGAAGUUCGAGAGACCGGAUGUCGACCGACGCAGGACGAACUUGAUGAAGCUCCAAGGCGAGUUCAAACUACAUCUUCGGCAACUCGAGAAGCGUCUUUUGCAAGCGUUAAACGAAUCCCGGGGGAAUAUUUUGGAUGAUGAUCGGGUCAUCGACACCCUUGAGACCCUGAAGACCGAGGCCGCAGAGGUGUCACGCAAGAUGGCAGAAACAGAUGGUGUAAUGACCGAGGUAGAAACAAUCACCCUCCAGUAUCAAGUAAUUGCCCGUGCAUGCAGUGCUGUCUUUGCGGUCCUUGAACAACUCCAUCACCUAAACCACUUCUACCAGUUCUCGCUCCAGUAUUUCCUCGGCAUCUUCCAUUCCGUCCUACACGACAGCAAGCGUUUACAAGCUGAGACGGAUUACAACGCUCGUAUUCAAAUAAUUCUCCAUGACCUUUUCGUUACUACUUAUCAACGUACUGCCUUGGGAUUGCUCCAGAAAGACCGCGUGACCCUGGCAAUGCUUCUGGCCCAGGCGUCUCCAUCCAAGAUGGAUAAAUCCUUGAUUGACCGCAUCUUAGAUGAUGGCCUUCCGGGUGUAGACGCUUCGACCGAGGUGGACAGGAGGGAUGAAGUCAUUCGGCGAGCUUCGACACUUCCAAUCUUCAAGAAUUACAUUGAGGAUAUCACCGCCGAAGGGUGGGGGAAGUUCUUUCAGGAGGAGACUGCUGAGAGCUUUGUUCCUGUCGUUUGGGACGGGAAGCUACCCGAUCUUGACCAAGAGUUAAACAAACUUCUGCUUGUCAAACUUGGCAGAGUGGACCGCUUUGUUCCAUCUGCGGAGAAGUUUGUAGGCGCUGUCUUUGGAAAGGACGUUCUGGAUGCUGCUGGAGACCUCCGCCAGGUUGUGGCUCAGGUAUCUGCAACCACCCCCAUUGCCCUCGCCUCCUCACCUGGUUUCGAUGCAAGUUACAAAGUGGAUGGUCUGGUGGAGCAGCUUAGGGUUAGCUGCACCAAUAUUGCCAUGGGCUCAAACGAAGGUUUGGCAACUGCAGACAAGGCGGUCAGCAAUGCCGCUUCGGCUGGGACUUGGGUCUUGGUCAAGAACGUGCAUCUUACUCCUGCAUGGUUACAAUCGUUAGAGAAGAGGCUUGAUGCAUUACGACCCCAUCCUAACUUCAGGCUGUUCCUCUCUAUGGAGUCUUCGCCUAAAAUCCCCAUCAAUCUGCUACGUGCUUCACGCGUACUCAUGUACGAACAACCUGCCGGGGUUCGUGCCAACAUGAAGGAUUCACUUUCAACGCUGUCGACACGUCCAGCCAAACAACAGCCUACCGAGAAGGCAAGGGUGUAUCUUCUUCUCUCCUUCCUACACGCGGUUGUUCAGGAGAGACUACGCUACGUUCCUAACCUAGGGUGGAAAGAAUGGUGGGAGUUCAAUGAUAGUGAUUAUGAGUGCUCGGCCUAUAUUAUCGAUACUUGGAUUGAUCACGUUUCUGGUGGCCGCACGAAUGUUGCUCCAACCAAGCUUCCUUGGGGCAUGAUUCGUACUCUUAUUACGGAGACUUAUGGCGGUAAAAUCGAUGACGAGGGUGAUUUCCAGCGUUUGGCGGAGCUAGUCAAAUCCGUGUUCACCCCUGACGCUUUCAAUUCUGACUUCAAAUUGGUUGACACCGACCAGCCUCUCUGCGUCCCUGAAGGUAUCGGAAUGCCAGACUUCAUGCAAUGGGUCAACGCGCUUCCAGAGAGAGAACCACCAACAUACCUCGGCUUACCAGCAAAUGCAGAGAAGCUACUGCUUGUGGGACACGGAAAGGGGAUGAUCAAGAAUUUAGGAACUAUAACGGAUAUGCUGGAGGAAGGAGAACGGGUUGUGGCAGAGGUAGCGAAUGCUGCUUAGUUAUUUCUUUUCGUAUUUGCUAUUCCUUUAUUUUAGGCGUUUUAACAUCGAGAGUUUUUAUUUGGGAAAUUUGUUGUAUUAGGCAAUAUAUCUUUUCUCUUAUUUUUUGGUCUAGACGCGCAAUACUCUAGCUAUCAACACUAUAUUCUCAUA
Molecule: messenger RNA, 12717 nt
Organism: Tuber melanosporum (Perigord truffle)
Lineage: Eukaryota; Fungi; Ascomycota; Pezizomycetes; Pezizales; Tuberaceae
Exons: 20
Coding region: 1-12564 (4187 amino acids)
Biological process (GO): microtubule-based movement
Cellular component (GO): dynein complex
Molecular function (GO): ATP binding; dynein intermediate chain binding; minus-end-directed microtubule motor activity
Source: RefSeq, a predicted model, not a curated record